Molecule: messenger RNA, 2589 nt
Organism: Arachis stenosperma
Lineage: Eukaryota; Viridiplantae; Streptophyta; Magnoliopsida; Fabales; Fabaceae
Product: receptor-like protein 7
Exons: 2
Coding region: 1-2589 (862 amino acids)
Molecular function (GO): protein binding
Source: RefSeq, a predicted model, not a curated record
AUGAAAACCGCCCUUAUCUUGUGGUUUUACUUGCUACUACCCUUGUGCCUAUUAAACUUCACUUACACCAUUAACAUUGUUACUUCCCAAUGUCUUGGCCAUCAACAAUCUUUGCUACUCCAUUUGAAGAACAACCUCAUAUUUAGCCCAGCUAAGUCCAAUAAACUAAUUCAUUGGAACCACACUGAUGAUUGUUGCCAAUGGAAAGGUGUAGCUUGCAGCACCAAGGGAAAUGUUAUUGCUCUUGACAUAAGCCAUGAAUUCAUCACUGGAGGAAACUUAACUAGUCUCUUCAAACUGCAAUAUUUGCAGAAUUUGAAUUUGGCUUAUAAUGAGUUCCACUUUGGAAUUAAUUCCGAGUUCAAAAACCUGAAGAAUCUCAGGUAUUUGAAUUUGUCAAAUGCUGGUUUCAUGGGACAAAUUCCAACUGAAAUCUCUCACCUGUCCAAGUUGGGAACUCUAGAUUUGUCUACCACAUUCACCUCAUCAUCACAACAUGGUCUAAAACUUGAGAAGCCAAACAUUGUAGAGUUUGUGCAAAACUUUACAAGAAUCAAAGAACUGUAUCUAGAUGGUGUUGCAGUUUCAGCCAAAGGAGAGGAGUGGUGCCAUGCUGUGUCUUCCCUACAAGUACUUCAACUAGACCAUAACAAUUUGUCAAGCCCAGUUCCUGAUUACUUUGGGAAUUUGUCUGGCUUAAACACAUUGCAGCUCAGAAGUUGCGGAUUGAGUCGAGUUUUUCCAAAAAACAUCUUGCAACUACCAUCACUUCAAGUUCUUGAUGUGUCUGAUAAUCAAGGUCUUCAUGGUUCCUUAACAAACUUCCCAAAUCAAGCAUCUCUCAGUCACUUGAAUCUUAGCCACACAAAUUUCUCAGGUCCUAUACCAGAUUCUAUUGGCAAUUUGAAACAUUUUUCUACACUAGAUUUGUCCAAUUGCCAAUUCAAUGGGACACUUCCCAAUUCAAUCUCAAAUCUUGCCCAACUUGUUUAUCUUGAUUUGUCAUUCAAUAAUCUUACUGGUCCACUUCCAUCUUUCAAUAGAUCAAAGGCCUUGAAAACUCUGUAUCUUAAUCACAAUUAUCUGAAUGGUACACUUCCAUCCACCCAUUUUGAAGGCCUUACAAAUCUUGUGAGCAUUAAUUUAGAAGUUAACUCUCUACAUGGAAGAUUCCCUUCAUCUUUGUUUUCACUUCCAUCCCUACAACUUCUCUUUCUUGCUAACAAUAGAUUUGAUGGCCAACUUGAUGAGUUCCCAAAUGGUUCCUCUUCCUCAAUAGAGAUGCUUGAUUUAAGUGAAAACAAUUUUCAAGGGCAUAUUCCUAUGUCUAUCUUUCAACUGAAAAGGCUCAAUUUACUUCAACUUACCAUAAACAAGUUCAAUGGCACCAUAAAAUUGAGUAUGAUUCGUCAAAGGCUACAAAAUUUGGCAACACUUGAUUUCUCACACAACAACUUGUCAGUUGUGGAUGACAAUGACAUUCCAUUUCCCAAGUUGAAGCAUUUCUGUUUGGCUUCAUGCAAGUUGGGUACAUUUCCUUCAUUUUUGAGAAAUCAAAGUACUUUGCUUUAUUUAGACUUAUCCAGCAACCAAAUUGAAGGAACCAUACCCAACUGGAUUUGGAGAUUUGAGUUUAUGACCGGCUUGAAUCUUUCUCAGAAUUCUCUAACGGAUAUGGAAGGUCCUUUCCAAAAUCUGAGUUCAGUCAUAUUCCUGCUUGAUCUUCAUGACAAUCAAUUGCAAGGGCCAGCACACAUUUUCACCAAGAACAUGGUUUACUUGGACUACUCCAAUAAUAGAUUCAGUUCUAUACCAGCAAAAAUUGGUAGCUCUAUUCCUUUUUCAAUUUAUAUAUUUUUAUCAGGCAACAAUUUUCAUGAAAAAAUCGAUGAAUCCAUUUGCAAUAUUUCAACUCUUAGAGUGCUUGAUCUUUCACAUAAUGGCUUCAUUGGCAACAUUCCUGAGUGCUUGACAACAAGGAAGAGUAGCUCCCUGAAACUUCUAAGUCUUGCUGGAAACAAACUCAGUGGCCAGAUUUCAGAUACAUUCUCAACUUCUUGUGAUCUAAGGUUUCUUGAUCUCAAUGGAAAUCUUUUAGAGGGAACCAUCCCAAAAUCUUUGGCUAAUUGCCAAAACCUCCAAGUCUUAAAUGUUGGAAACAAUCAAUUGAUUGAUGAGUUCCCAUGCUUCUUGAAGAACAUUUCUGCACUGAGAGUCAUGGUCUUGAGGUCAAACAAAUUUUAUGGACAUAUUGGAUGCUCCCAUGUGAUUGGCAACUGGGAAAAGCUUCAAAUUGUUCAUGUAGCUGCCAACAAAUUCAGUGGCAUGUUACCAACAACACUCUUUCAGAGUUGGAAAGCAUUGAUGUCUGACAAAGAUGAUGAUAUGUCAAGGUUUGACCAUUUAUCUUUUGAUAUUUAUGAUAACAAUACAAGUUCUGUGACUCUUGAGACUAUAACUACAAUUUUCUCAAAGAGCAGCAAAAUGAAAUUAGCCAAACUUGUUACAGUUGAGCCACUUUAUGUGGUGGAUCACUUGCUCUCUCAUGUCUAUGGAGAAGUUUCAAGUCUUCGUAGGUAUGCGGAUUAG